Molecule: messenger RNA, 3060 nt
Organism: Penicillium oxalicum
Lineage: Eukaryota; Fungi; Ascomycota; Eurotiomycetes; Eurotiales; Aspergillaceae
Gene: farA
Product: CeGAL family transcription factor
Exons: 8
Coding region: 1-3060 (1019 amino acids)
Biological process (GO): DNA-templated transcription
Molecular function (GO): zinc ion binding; DNA binding
Source: RefSeq, a predicted model, not a curated record
AUGAGUACCACGACCGAAUCUCGCACGGAACUACCUGCGCCCGAGCAGGCCAGUCCAGCGCCGAGCGCAACAGGUUCGACAGGGACGUCCGGAAUCACAGUGCGCAAUGGUCCCGGAGGUCAACCGCUCAGCUUCAGAAGGCCAGAAGACUCCAAUCAAGCAAAGCCAGAGGAAGAGGGAGACGGGGGAGGAUGGUCGGGCGGUGCAGGACAAGAGAAGAGGCCAUCGUCAGGGUUUUCAGCUCCUCGUUCUGGCAGAAACGUGUCCGCCGAAUCAGACAACGUGCGUCCCGCGCGUGCGAGGCCGUUCAGCUUAUCCCAAGAUAACCAGGUCCCGCGAGCGCAUCAGGACCCCGUUUUUGGUCAAAUCGUUCGCUGUGAUGCUGCCAGUCUCGGAGUCCCAUGCACCAACUGCGUCGCCUUCUCCAUCGAGUGCAAAAUCCCAACCCCGAAACGAAAAAAGAACUCGACAAAGGCCCGAGAGGAGAGUCGCUAUGGCGAUAGUCCACCCCCCAACAACACUGCCUCCUCGCUGGUCGACGCGGCGGUGCCACCCUACCGACCGGAUCAGCCCGAAGAUCCUCACCAUCCGGACACCGAUUCAAAGCCCCGCGAUUCGAGCUCGGAAGAUAGGGAGGAUGGGUCAUUUGGAUGGCGCAAAGAACGUAUGGCUACUUCCGGCAUGCCGAUCACCUCGCUCACCGAGUCCGAAGCCGCUCAGCAAGCUUCCACAGAUAAUGCCUACGCCCAAUUCAUGAAACCCAAGUUUGCUCGCGCUCCAAUCAAGGAAGCCGGUCGCGUGGCCUACUUGGGUGAAUCGUCAAAUCUCUCCCUCCUGGUACAAGACCGACACGGAACCACCGAUGUUGUGCACUAUCCUCUGCCGCCCAACAUCCGUGGGUCGCGGGCGCGCCUGACCGACCUAGACAAUCUCGAGAUUGACAUUCUCCACCAACGAGGCGCCUUCCUCCUUCCCCCAAAACCUCUCUGCGAUGAGUUGGUCGACGCUUACUUCAAAUGGGUGGCUCCCAUCGUGCCCAUCAUCAAUCGCAGCCGCUUCUUGCGCCAAUACCGGGAUCCGAAGAAUCCACCCUCGCUUCUCUUGCUGCAGGCCAUUCUGCUGGCGGGCUCUCGUGUCUGCACCAAUCCACAGCUGAUGGAUGCCAAUGGGUCCACUACCCCCGCGGCUAUGACCUUUUAUAAACGGGCCAAGGCCCUAUACGAUGCCAACUACGAAGACGACCGGGUAACGAUCGUGCAGGCCCUGGUUCUCUUAGGUUGGUACUGGGAAGGACCAGAAGAUGUGACCAAGAAUGUCUUCUACUGGACACGGGUGGCGAUGGUCGUCGCUCAAGGCUCGGGCAUGCAUCGCAGUGUCGAAACUUCGCAGCUGAACAAACCUGACAAGCGUUUGUGGAAGCGCAUCUGGUGGACCCUCUUCACUCGAGACCGCUCGGUGGCCGUUGCUCUCGGCCGUCCGAUCGGCAUCAACACCGAUGAUUCCGACGUGGAAAUGCUGACCGAGGACGAUUUCAUCGAGGAUGAGCUGGACGCUCCGGCGGACUACGCCCCUGAUCCGGUGCAUGUGCAGUUCUUCCUGCAAUACGUGAAACUCUGCGAGAUCAUGGGACUGGUCCUGUCUCAGCAAUACUCUGUUGCGUCCAAAUCACGGCGCAUGAAUGCGAUGGAUCUCACUCAUUCCGAUAUGGCCUUGGCCGAUUGGCUGCAGAACUGUCCCAAGGAAGUUUGCUGGCAACGAUCCCGCCAUCACUUUUGGGCAGCGCUACUCCAUUCCAACUACUAUACCACUCUGUGUCUGCUACAUCGAGCUCACAUGCCUCCUGCCUCUUCAGCACCCAACAGCUACCGUGUCGAAGAGAUGGCAUAUCCCUCGCGAACCAUUGCUUUCCAAGCAGCCGGGAUGAUGACCUCUAUCACCGAGGCCCUUCAGGCGCACAACGAAAUACGCUACACCCCAGCUUUCAUUGUUUACAGCUUGUUCUCGGCCCUCAUUAUGCAUGUCUACCAAAUGCGAUCCUCGGUCCCGUCCAUUGUGGCUACUUGCCAAGAGCGGAUCAACGUAUGCAUGUCGGCUCUCAAGGAAGUGUCCAAGGUCUGGCUGGUGGCCAAAAUGGUCAAUACUCUUUUUGAAUCCAUUUUGGGCAACAAAGUUUUGGAGGAGAGAUUGCAAAAGGCCGCAGGAAAACGGCACCAACGCCGGCCUCACGAGCCAACCGCCGCCGCUGCCGCCGCCGCGGCUGCUCCGGCAAAGGCUCCCAAGCCAAUUCCUCCCAAGAGGAAGUUUGACGACAUGGAUUUGGGACUUCCUAACGGGGGUCCCACCCCGCCCGUCUCCUACGAGCGAUCCCGUCCGCAAACCCCAGCUGUGACGCCCUCGCGUGAGAUCAACCAGCCCCCGCUGAGUCAGAUGUCACCACACCAUCGCGGGCCCCAGGAUCCUAUCGUGGGUCCCGCGAACUCGCGUGGGAACACUCGCCCAACCACUCCUUUCAAUGCGCAAUUCUCCCUACCGGCCACGCCGCCGGAUUUCUUCCUCGUUACGCGCAACUCGCCCAAUCUAUCGCCAUCUCUGUGGGAGAAUUUCCAACCUGACCAGUUGUUCCCCGACGGCACCGCGAUCUUCCCGGAGCUGGCCUCCCCACCGCCGCCUCCGUCCGUUGAUCCUUCGGUACAGGUGCCCUCACAUAUGCCCAACAACCCCAGCAUGGGUCAGCGGUCGAUGAUGGGAAAUGCCCCAGCAGCCGUCCCCAGCCGCAACAUGUCAGUCUCCCAGGGUAGUCCUCAGAUGAUGUCCGGCAUGCCGGGAGCGAUGGGCAUGGGACCCGGAGGCUCGCAGCAGAUGUUUAGCAUGGAUGGUCAACCGUGGCCCAUGCAGAAUCUCGAUGGGACGAUGAAUGGCAGAACGAUGGAUGCUACCAGCCAGGAUGACAACUGGAGCACCAGCUCGCGCAGUGGACCAACCGCACCCACAACGCUGAAUGUAGAAGACUGGUUCCAAUUUUUCGGUAUCAAUGGGGGCUUUGCUGAUCUUGCGGCUUAA